This is a messenger RNA of Pungitius pungitius (ninespine stickleback), 2364 nucleotides long. RefSeq names its product LTV1 ribosome biogenesis factor (gene ltv1). The transcript is spliced from 11 exons. The coding region runs from base 266 to 1714 and encodes 482 amino acids. NCBI's taxonomy places the organism in Eukaryota, Metazoa, Chordata, Actinopteri, Perciformes, Gasterosteidae. The record is from RefSeq and is a predicted model, not a curated record. Gene Ontology annotation, biological process: ribosomal small subunit biogenesis; ribosomal small subunit export from nucleus. Gene Ontology annotation, cellular component: nucleus; cytosol; preribosome, small subunit precursor.
UUACAAGAAAUAUGUAAAUUAAUCCCGUGAGCUUUCCACAUUAAUCAGAUUUAUAUCGGUUACACACCCCCUCCGGUUUCACCAAAGUGGUUCUUUCCAGCAAUGGUAGAAGCAGCAUGGUGAAGGAGAACCCAGCGUGGAUCAACAACAACCACCGAUUCUGCGUUUUAACGGAUAUUUGCUCAUAACUGCCGCCUGUUGUUUGAGGUUUGCGUGUCAUUAAACCCGAUUAGCCGGAGGUCAGCGGAACAGAUUCUAUCACAACAUGCCUCACCGAAAGAAGAGGUCGUUCAUCGAGAAGAAGAAGGCCGUGACCUUUCACCUCGUCCACAGGAGUCAGAGGGACCCUCUGGCUGCAGAUGAGAAAGCCCCCCAGCACGUGCUGCUGCACGCCAACAAGGUCGAGCCGGACAAGAGGCGCGAGGAGCAGAGGGAGUUUGGCGUUUUCUUCGAUGACGACUACAACUACCUGCAGCACCUGAAGGAGGCGGCGCCCACCGCCGAGCUGGUGGCGGACGCGCCGCCGCCGCGCGCCGACAGGACCGCGCUUCGUCUCCAUGGCGAUGACGAUGAGGAGAGCUCGGAGGAUGGAGACCAGGACGUUCUUGACCCACAGGCCGCUUCCAUCAACCUGCCGUCCUCCGUGUUCGCCUCGGAGUUUGAAGAGGAGGUGGGACUUCUGAACAAAGCCGCUCCCAUCUCAGGACCCCGCCUGGACAUGGACCCCGACAUCGUGGCCGCUCUGGACGAGGACUUCGACUUCGCCGACCCCGACAACCUGCUCGACGACGACUUCAUCGCCAGGGCCAACACGGCGAGCGGCGCCGGCGACGGAGAGGACGACGACGAUGACGAGUGGGAGGACACGGACGAGGAGGACACGGACGAGGACGGCAGCCUGAGCUCCGGGGGGGGGCGGCUUUCGGGCGACGAGGAGCGCCGCGCUCGCGAGUUCCUGUUCAUGGACGAGGAGACGAAGAGCCGCUUCACCGAGUACUCGAUGACGUCGUCCGUGAUGAGGAGGAACGAGCAGCUCACCCUGCUGGACGACCGCUUCGAGAAGUUCUACGAGCAGUUCGACGACGACGAGAUCGGCGCCCUGGACAACGCCGAGCUGGAGGGCUGCAUCCAGCCGGACAGCGCGCGCCUGGAGGAGGUCAUCAAGGACUACUUCGUCCAGAAGGACAAAGAAUACGUGAAGCUGGAUGAAAUGGGUCCGAAGGAGCUCCCUGUCCUGAAGGAGGAGGAGGAGGAGGAGGACGAUGAAGACGACGAGGACAAAGAGGAAGAGAUGGAGAGAAUCGUCAUCAGGGCUCAGGACGAGAAGUGGGAUUGUGAAACCAUCAUCAGUACAUAUUCCAACAUAUACAACCGACCCAAAAUGAUUCAAGAGCCACCAAAGACAAAGCCCAUCCGCGUGUCCCAGAAGACGGGGAUCCCCCUGGACGUCCUCCCGGCCAAAGGCCUCACGGCCAAGCAGGUGGAGCGCAUGGCGCUGAUCAACGACUCGGACCUGCAGCGCGUCUCCACGCUGCCCCGCGACAAGGAGGAGAGCAAAGAGGAGAGGAGGGCCAGGAAGCAAGCCGUCAAAGAAGAGCGCAAGGAGCGGCGGGUGGAGAAGAAAGCCAACAAGGUGGCCUUCAAGGAGGAGAAAGUGCGGCAGGAGAAGCAGAUGGUGAACCUGAGAACCAACGCGCCGGGCCUGAAGCUGUAGUGACGGAGCGCCUCCGCUGACACUGUGGGGUGGGGGAAGAGGAGAAGGAGGAGGAGGAGGGGGGGUGAUGACACUCUGCUCCUCGGCUGACACAACGAGCCACAAACUGUGCCAAGAGGCUCGAGUCUCCUCGAGUCGUCGGGGCGUUGAAGACGAGCAGCGCAACGUCAUGUGACCUCCAACGACAGAUGUGUCCGAGACUCCUCCUCCCCCCCGAAUUACAAACACCACAUCUGGUCUAACAAUCAUUCACCCAUAUUAUUCUUGUGGAUCUCAAACCUGUGUUGAAAUCAGCGGGAGGUAAGCUAAUUAGCGUUAGCCGCGGCUCAGCUCUGCUAAAUGAUGGAUCUCUAAGCAGCUCAAUUAAACGUAAUUUAGCUGCUAAACAGACACACACAGGUGUGGCUGUGCCUGAAGUCCAGGUGAACUGAAGGCAGGUCUGGAACACCUCGUAUUGCUGAGCUUGAAAUACUCUUUAUUGCAGGGAUUCGGUGGAUCAAUUCCACGUGUGUGUGUGUGUGUGUGUGUGCGUGUACACUUGAGCAGUUAUUGUUGCUCCUCUAAAGGUCAAUAAUGAAACAAUAUGUUAAUAACUGAACUUUAUUGACGUUUGUUCUGUGUGAAGUGCCGUCAGUCAGAAAGCAAAUCUC